AUGGAUGUACCAGUGAAGACAGAAUCGGAAUCCACAACAGUUUUGCUCAAUCAGGCUCACGAAAUGCCCACGGUGAAUGAUUGCAUUGUUUACACUCGAGUCAAAAGGUCUCUCAAUUCGUGCAAUGGUUUUUCCGAGGAUGAGGAUGUUGAUUGCAAGAGAUUCAGGAAAGAUACAGAAACAUCUAUUGUAUUGGAGGAUGUAUUGGAGAAUGGAGUCGACUGUUGCACGGAAAAUAGGGACGGCGGCGAGUGUGGUGAUGGUUUGAAGAGUGAGUUUCGAGAGGCUGCCGCCUUUAAACGGAUUACUAGAUCGGCUAUGAAAGCGGAAGCUGAGUCCAGUAAGGCGCGGGAAAGGAGUUUCAAGCGGAUUACACGUGCUAUGAAAGCGAAAGUUGAGUCUGAUGAGAAGACUGCCCAUGUGUUAGGACAGAGAGGUGCUGUCGGUGUAAGAGGUAAAGGUAAAAGCGAUGGUAUGGUGACAGGGAGAAAUUUGAAGCUGUGUACAGGUUCAGCAAUGAAAGAAAAUGCCGUCUCCUUUGAUGUGACGGUAGUAGAACAACAAGGUGCUGCAGUUGUAAGUGUUAAAGGCGAUGUCGAGGUGCCAGUGAGAAAUUUGAAGCGGCUUACACGUUCAACAAUGAAAGAAAAGGGAGAAAAGGGUGAGUCCUGUGAAGAGAUGAUAGAACAACAUGGUGCUGCAGUUGUAAGUGCUAAAGGCGAUGUUGUGGUGCUAGGGAGAAAUUUGAAGCGGUUUACACGUUCAGCAAUGAAAGAAAAGGCCGAGUCCUGUGAAGAGACGUUGACGGUAGUAGAACAGCAAGAUGCUGCAGUUGCAAAGGCUAAAGGCGAUGUUGCGGUGCCAGUGAGAAAUUUGAAGCGGAUUACAUGUUCAGCAAUGGAAGAAAAUGCUGAGUCUUGUGAAGAGACGUUGAAUGUGGUAGAACAAGGUGCUGCAGUUGUAAGUGGUAAAGGCAAUGGUAAGGUGGGGAUGGUCAAGCGGUUUACACGAUCGGCGGUGAAAGCAAAUCCUGAGUCUGGUGAGGAGACAGUGACUGAGUUAGAACAACAGGUUGCUGCCGUUGCAAGUGGUGAAGGAUCAGUCAGGAUGUUCAAGCGGAUUACACGAUCGGCUUCCAUGAAAGCAAAUCCUGAGUCCGGUGAGGAGAUAGUGACUGAGUUAGAACAGCAGGGUGCCACUGUUGCAAGUGGCGAAGGUUCAGGGAGGAUGUUCAAGCGGAUUACACGAUCGGCUUCCAUGAAAGCAAAUCCUGAGUCAGGUGAGGAGAUAGUGACUGAGUUUGAACAGCAGGGUGCUGCCGUUGCAAGUGGUGAAGGUUCAGUGAGGAUGUUCAAGCAGAUUACACGAUCGGCUUCCAUGAAAGCAGAUCCUGAGUCCCGUGAGGAAACGGUGACUAAGUUAAAACAAAAAAGGGCCGCCGUUGUGGAUAAUAUCAAUGGUGUGUUAGCUGCCCCGAGAAACAAGAUGGAGUUGAAGAUGUCGAAGAAGAUUGUGGUUGAUAAGAAGCCUACAACGGUCAAAGAGCUCUUCCAUACUGGAUUACUUGAUGGCGCCUCCGUGGUUUACAUCAGCGGCCUUAAGAAGGCUCCAGGAUUAAGGGGUGUUAUAAGUAAUGGGGGAAUAUUGUGCUCGUGCAGUCUGUGUAAAGGAAGCAGGGUUAUUCCACCUUCCCAAUUUGUGAUCCAUGCUUGCAAACAAUAUAAGAGACCAGUAGAGUAUAUAUGCCUUGAAAAUGGGAAGAGCCUGCAUGAUCUGUUGACAGCAUGCAGGAGAGCUCCCCUGCAUGAUUUGGAGGCAACAAUUCAAAAUUUUGUUCACUCUCCACCCGAGGAAAAAUAUUUUACUUGUAAAAGGUGCAAAGGAUGUUUCCCUUCUUCAUGCAUGGAGAGAGUGGGACCUAUAUGCUGUUCUUGUGUAGAAUCAUCUAAACCUGAAGAAAGUUCGAAGAAUGUAGUUGGCAACAGAAUCAGGUCCCCUAGGCCAGUGUUGGUCUCCAAGUCAUCCCGUGCUUCUGAGCUGUCAAUUUCUUCAAAAAGUAAGAGACAUGGGAAGAAAAGAACAAAGUCAUCGAAAAGGGACAACAGCUCAAGCUCUUCCAAGAGUGCUUCUGUGCCUAUUCUACCCUGGAAGAAAAUUACUCCGGAGAUCAAAAAGAAGUCACUGUCCGUAAAGUUGAAGACCACUUCAAAUUGUUUAUCUACACAAAAUAAGAGUCAAUCGAAGAUAACUAAGAAGGAUUUUCGGUUGCACAGGUUAGUUUUUGAGGAAAAUGGAUUGCCUGAUGGAACUGAAGUAGCUUAUUAUGCAGGCGGACAGAAAUUGCUUGAAGGUUUCAAAAUGGGCUCUGGAAUUAUGUGUAGAUGUUGCAACACUGAGAUCAGCCCGUCACAGUUUGAGGUCCAUGCAGGCUGGGCUUCUCGCAAGAAACCUUAUGCAUACAUUUACACAUCAAAUGGGGUGUCUCUUCAUGAAUUAUCAAUAUCUCUCUCCAAGGACCGAAAAUACUCUGCAAAUGACAAUGAUGAUUUAUGCGUUGUUUGUUGGGAUGGUGGAAAUCUGUUGCUUUGUGAUGGUUGCCCAAGAGCAUUUCAUAAAGAAUGUGCAUCUAUAUCAAGUAUUCCACGUGGUGACUGGUACUGUCAAUUUUGCCAAAACAUGUUCCAGAGGGAGAAGUUUGUCGCAUACAAUAACAAUGCUUUUGCUGCUGGAAGAGUUGAAGGAGUUGAUCCUAUUGAGCAAAUCACCAAGAGAUGCAUUCGCAUAGUCAAAGACUUCGAUGCUGAGCUUAGUGGGUGUACUUUAUGCAGGGGUGUUGAUUUCAGCAGGACUGGCUUUGGUCCACGUACAAUAAUAUUGUGUGAUCAGUGUGAAAAGGAGUAUCAUGUUGGCUGUUUGAGGGAUCACAAGAUGGCAUUUCUAAAGGAAUUGCCAAAAGGUAACUGGCUUUGUUGCAACGAUUGCAAGAGAAUACAUUCUACUUUGCGGAAUGUUUUAGUUAGAGGGGCUGAGAGACUCCCUCAAUCUCUCUUGGCUCUGAUAAUGAAGAAGCAAGGAGAAAAAGGAUUGGAUCCCAUCAAUGAUGAUAUUAAUGUGAGUUGGAGGCUUCUUAGUGGAAAAAACGCUUCUCCUGAAACUAGACCAUUGCUUUUGGAGGCUGUCUCUAUCUUCCAUCAAUGCUUUGAUCCUAUAGUUGAUGCAGCCAGUGGACGUGACCUUAUUCGAGCAAUGGUUUAUGGAAAGAGUGUGCGGGGUCAAGAGUUUGGAGGAAUGCAUUGUGCAUUACUAAUAGUCAAUUCUUCUGUGGUAUCUGCGGGCAUGCUUCGAAUCUUCGGCACUGAUAUUGCUGAACUUCCUUUAGUUGCAACAAGUAACAGCCAUCAUGGGAAGGGCUACUUCCAAACACUCUUCUCCUGCAUUGAAAGGCUACUGGCUUUCAUGAAAGUAAAGAACAUUGUACUUCCAGCGGCGGAUGAAGCACAGUCCAUAUGGACAGAUAAAUUUGGGUUUAGCAAGAUUAAACCAGACCAGCUUACCAGCUACAGAAGGAACUGCAAUCAAUUUGUGAACUUCAAAGGGACAAAUAUGCUUCAUAAAAUGGUGCCUCCAUGUCGAAUCAUCAAUAAGAAUCCCCCACAAAUUUUUAUCGAGAAAAAGUCAAUCACGAAAGCGGAAACCUCCUAG
Molecule: messenger RNA, 3702 nt
Organism: Lathyrus sativus (Indian pea)
Lineage: Eukaryota; Viridiplantae; Streptophyta; Magnoliopsida; Fabales; Fabaceae
Source: the annotation of a GenBank genome assembly